Molecule: messenger RNA, 648 nt
Organism: Spodoptera litura
Lineage: Eukaryota; Metazoa; Arthropoda; Insecta; Lepidoptera; Noctuidae
Source: RefSeq, a predicted model, not a curated record
GUAACGGACGGAAAGAGACAGAAAUAUUUGAACAGGACAAUGAGUAACUCACAUUUGAAGAAGACAUUUUAUUUAACUGCUGUCAGUGUAAUUGUAUCAGUGAUCGCCCUUUCCGAUGUGAAUCAAAACUGCAUGGCAAAGAACAAUGGCACCAUGCCAAAUGAAUUUCUAAUAGGAACUUGGUACUUAGUGUAUCAAUUCGAUCACAUUGGUCCGAUUCCAACUUGCACUUGUCCUAACGUCACCUUCACAAGACCAACAGAAGAAGAACUUAGAGGAUACAGAGAAAAAUAUGGUAGAUAUGAUCUACCACAGAAUAUUACUGAAGAUUCACUCGUUGCUGAUAAAGGAUACAUUAAAGGUUUGCUACUUGGAGGACUAGAAACAAAGACGUAUAUAAUUGACCCCAAAUCUGUGAUGGUCGGUGGUCCUGAAGGGUAUGAAGUAAUGGUGUACAGACGUAUCAAUGAAAAAUUUGCGUUCUUCUGGCGCUGUGCCAUGAGAGGUCACGUGCGAUGGCUGAUGACAAAUGACAGGAACGCCACUGAUGAAGAGAUGCAGCUUGCCAUUAAAGGUAGACGUGAAGUAUUCAACAAGCAAAUUCGGAAAUAUUGUUAUGAUAUCUGUUACUGAUAAAUACAUAUUCCU